Molecule: messenger RNA, 1029 nt
Organism: Schistocerca serialis cubense
Lineage: Eukaryota; Metazoa; Arthropoda; Insecta; Orthoptera; Acrididae
Product: protein roadkill-like
Exons: 1
Coding region: 1-1029 (342 amino acids)
Biological process (GO): regulation of proteolysis; proteasome-mediated ubiquitin-dependent protein catabolic process
Cellular component (GO): cytoplasm
Molecular function (GO): ubiquitin protein ligase binding
Source: RefSeq, a predicted model, not a curated record
AUGAGUAUGGACAAGUCUCCUGGGUCUGGCGACAACAUCCCGCCAUCUCCAACGUUGGCCGCUGCCGAGGACACAGUGUGCGACUUGGGCAGCGUGAGAAUCGGAAAAGACAAAGUCGUCGUCUGCAGGUGGACCAUCGAGGAUAUAAAGAGCUGGCCUACAUGGAACGACGAAGUGAAAUCGCCCAUUUUUCGCGACUCUAACUCGAACGAGUGGUGUAUGGUGCUGUUGCGAAACUUUGGCGAUUGGUACGUAUGUUUCCAGCUGCUUUCUUCUCGUAAUAACGCUACUGUCCGAGUGAGCGUAAAAGUGUCAGUAGUGUCCAGCAGGGGUACAAAGUACAGUUACCCGUUGGAAUUCGUCAGUCUCGCUGUCGGGAACAAAACGACGCGGCACUCCAUGACUGACUGUAUCGAAAAGGAGGGCCGCUUCAGUAACGUGCUGAAGUUCCUGGGAGAGGUGAGCACGCCGUACUUCGUAAGGGAGGUGUACCGCAGCGUUGCCCUGCAGAGGCCUCGGCGCAGAGUCACAGACGACCUGGCAGCGUUGCUGGAAUCCGGCCAGCUGUCUGACGUGAAGCUGAGGGCGGUUGACGCCGAGUUCCAAACGCACAGGACCGUGCUGUCCGCACGCAGCCCCGUCUUCUCCGCCAUGCUGCGGCAUGACACCCAGGAGGCUCGCGACGGCAUUGUACACAUCAAGGAUGUCGAGGCGGACGUCCUGCGCGAGGUCCUGCGGUUCAUCUACACCGACAGCACCCCUCUCCUGGAGAAGAUGGCUGACAGGCUAUUGGUGGUGGCUGACAAAUACGAUUUGCCCCAACUGAAGGAGCUCUGCGAGGUGGAGUUGGCCAAGAACCUCACCGUGGACAACGCUGCCGCUACCGCCGUCAUCGCCUUGAGCCACUCUUGCGACAUUCUCAAGCAGUCGGUCGUCAGCUUCGUGAAGCGCCAUCGCGUGCCCAUCAUGGACAGCAAAGGCUGGGCGGAAGCUCUUAGGAACCACCCCGAGAUUAGCAGCUGGAAGUGA